Messenger RNA from Trypanosoma theileri, 498 nucleotides. RefSeq lists its product as uncharacterized. The transcript has a single exon. The annotation marks the transcript as partial. The record is from RefSeq and is a predicted model, not a curated record. NCBI's taxonomy places the organism in Eukaryota, Euglenozoa, Kinetoplastea, Trypanosomatida, Trypanosomatidae.
AUGAUGCGCUACGUGCUGUGUAUCCUCGCUCUCCUGCUCUCCUGUGCGUGUGUGCACGUCCUCGCUGAAGAAGUGCCUGCCGCCGAUCUUUCCGACCAAGUCCCUGAUACGGAGAGUGAGACAAAGAUUCUUCUUCAUCAGAAUGGUGUUGAUGGUUCUAAGUGCCCCCCUGAAACUCCUGGACGUGCUUGUACUCCUUCUCCUGUAUCAGAAGCACAAUCAGUAUCUCCACAUCCUUCACUUCCUCUUCCUCCUGUUGCUCCUGCUGGUGCUGAAGGUGAUACAUGUCCUGGUGAUGGUACUAGUGUUACUUGUAAUAACGUUGCUGUAGAUAGAUCCGAUGUAGGUGGUAUGGAUCUAUCUACAGCAAACAUCGCUGGUCCAACGGUACAACUGCCUGAAGCUCCACAAAGAGAUGGUCUUGAUCCUGCUGUAAGUACAUCAACUAAAGGACCUGAAGGAGCACAUCCCGCUGGUGCUCAAGCUGAAGAAGAGAAU